Messenger RNA from Silurus meridionalis, 3641 nucleotides. It is a transcript of the gene slc1a5, whose product is annotated as solute carrier family 1 member 5. NCBI's taxonomy places the organism in Eukaryota, Metazoa, Chordata, Actinopteri, Siluriformes, Siluridae. The record is from RefSeq and is a predicted model, not a curated record. The coding region runs from base 112 to 1695 and encodes 527 amino acids. Gene Ontology annotation, molecular function: L-aspartate transmembrane transporter activity; symporter activity; neutral L-amino acid transmembrane transporter activity. Gene Ontology annotation, biological process: L-aspartate import across plasma membrane. The transcript is spliced from 8 exons. Gene Ontology annotation, cellular component: plasma membrane.
UUCCGCCGAAGACGAAGAAGACGAGGAACCACGCAUUCCCGAAGAGUGGCGGUGCACCUUUCAGAUCGUGUUAACGUUUUAGAUUUGACGUUAGUACUUAUUGAAUACAUAAUGACAGGCAAAAAUUUAACUAUUGAGAGACAGAUUUCUAACGGUGAAGUCUCCUUCUCUAGUCAAGAGAAAAGUAAUGUUAUUCCAGAAACACUCCCGGAGAAGUUGAAAAGGAUUGCCAAGGCAAAUUUACUUGUGAUUUUGACAGUGUCUGCUGUUAUCGUUGGCGUUUGCAUUGGGCUUGGAGUGCGAAAUGCAAAACUCACCCAGACUCAGGUAAUCUAUUUCGGCUUCCCCGGGGAACUCCUGAUUCGGCUGCUGAAAAUGAUCAUCAUUCCAUUGGUGGUGUGUAGCCUCGUGUCUGGGGCUGCUAGCAUUGACCCUAAAGCUCUGGGGAAACUAGGUGGCUGGGCGAUGUUGUUCUUUUUAGUGACCACGCUUAUUUCAUCUGCAAUCGGAGUUAUUAUGGCUUUCAUCAUCCAGCCUGGUUCAUCUCAAAGCGCCAAACCGAGAAUAACUUCACUUGACCAGAAAGCACCUGAGACCAAGGAGGUGAUGGACUCGUUUUUAGACCUAGUCAGAAACAUCUUCCCUUCCAACCUGGUGGCUGCUGCUUUUCAGUCGUAUGCUACAGGUUAUAAGUUUGUGAACACCAGCAUGAAUACUACCAACAGCACUAUUGAAAAGGUUCCUUUGGGUACAGAUGUGGAUGGUAUGAACAUCCUAGGCCUAAUCGUGUUUUCUAUGGCAUUUGGUGUGGCCUUGCGGAAAUUGGGAGAGGAUGGGGAGAUUCUAAUUAAGUUUUUUAACUCCUUUAACGAGGCAACCAUGGUGCUCGUGUCAUGGAUCAUGUGGUAUGCCCCAUUGGGUAUCAUGUUUUUGGUGGCUGCUAAGAUUGUUGAGAUGGAGGAUGUAGGGAACUUGUUUGCUAGCUUGGGAAAGUAUAUUGCCUGCUGUGUGAUUGGUCAUGCAGUGCAUGGCCUUCUCAUCCUGCCACUUAUUUACUUUGUGUUCACUCGGAAGAACCCCUACGCUUUUCUCAUGGGUCUGGUUGCUGCUUUAGCAACUGCUUUUGGAACAUCAUCAAGCUCUGCAACACUGCCUUUGAUGAUGAAGUGUGUGGAGGAAAACAACGGUGUUUCGAAACAUAUCAGUCGCUUCAUCUUGCCUAUUGGUGCAACUGUCAACAUGGACGGAGCUGCCUGCUUCCAGUGUGUGGCUGCUGUUUUUAUUGCACAGUUAAAUGACAUUCCACUCAACUUUGUCCAGGUUAUCACCAUACUGGUUACUGCCACAGCAUCAAGUGUGGGGGCUGCAGGGAUCCCUGCUGGAGGUGUUCUGACACUGGCUAUCAUUCUGGAGGCAGUGGGAUUGCCCACUAAUGACCUCUCUCUCAUCUUGGCUGUAGACUGGCUGGUAGAUCGUACCUGCACAAUCAUUAAUGUGGAGGGUGAUGCUUUUGGGGCAGGGCUGCUGCAGCACUAUACUGAUCAUAGAAGCAAAAAAGAGGAAGUGGAGCUGAAAGAGGUGCAUUUGGAAGAGGUUGGGCAUCCAGUGAAACCUGAAGGUUUGCCACUCCUUGAGAAGCAUGCAGAAAUAGAAAUAGCUGGUUCCAAGACCUCUGAAAAUGAGUCUGUAUUGUAGAUUAAUACCUAUUUCUUAUGUCAAGUUGAUUGCAAAUCAACCUUUUCUGUAAUGCAGAGGUCUGCAGUCUUCUGGAAAAUCAACUUUUUUUUUCUCAUUCCAAAAAAGCUGGAGUCUUGUAUUAUUGGUUAAUCAAGGUCUUCAUUAUUUGUUAUAUGUAAAUUCUAUUUAGAUGAGAAACACUGUAGCCAAGGUUAUUUACAAAUAAGAUUACAUACCCCUCCUCUAUGGGAAAUGUAGGAAGACGGUUAAAUUUUCAGAAAUGUCAGAAUAUGAAAUGUAACUAUGUAUCUGUUUUUGUAGGGAUAUUUAAGAAAGGAGUCUGAAAUGUACUGUAUGUGCAUGUUUGUGUGUAUACAUACAUAGUCAUAUGAGAGAGUCAGUAGCUUCAGUAGCUUUUAAAACCACCUUCAGCAAAAAUAACUUGAAGUAAUCAUUUUUUGUAUGAAUUUAUGAAUCUCUCAGAUUGUUGUGGAUGAAUUUUGGCUUAUUCUUGUUUGCUUAAUUGUAUGUUGAAUAUUUUCCACUUGUGAAUAAUCUUCCUCACUGUAGAAUGAUCAGCUUUACAUUUUUUGGAAAAAAGCCUUAUAACCUUUCCCAGGUUGAUGUACAGCAACAAUGGCUUCUCCCAGAUCAUUGCGGAUGUCUUUCCCCUCAUCAUUGUUUAAACACACACCCGAAUACUCCAGACCAGUAAAACUGCGAAAACUCCAGGGCAUUUAAUUAGCAGCACCUGGCUGUUAUUUAGCCUCUGUUACUUAGUUUUUUACACAUUGCUUCUCUAUUUUUAGUUUGUUUUGGUAAAAAAAUUUGACAAGGUGUAAUAUAACCUGAUAAGGACCAAAUAAUUAUUGUCAAAAUGCAUAAAACCAUAUAAUUCAAAGGGUUUAUUCUUAUUUAAUUAAGAUGAUAUAAUAGUGUGUGUAUGCAAAAAGAGGAUUUUUUUAAAAAACAGGAUAUUGUUACCAAAAGCACAGUUUAUUCUGUCCAUAGGAUUUUCUGUAGUACAAACUAUUUAUUUUUUCUUAUUGGAAAAAUUUAUUCUUUCUUUCUUUUAGUGUUUUUAAAAAGGCGGGUCCUAUAAUAAAUAUUUUCCGUUCUGAUUCCUUCAAUUGUUGCAGUUGAAAAUGUAAAGGCAACACUCUUUAAACCUGUUCUGUUUAAAGUGUCUGUUUACCCGUUAAGUAGAUCCUUAUAAACCUAAAUAUUUGAUUUCAAUUUCUAAAUAUAAAAUUAUUUUCAUUUUUUUAAAACCUUGAAUAUUAUCUGUUUGGACAUUUAGCUUUUUAAAACCUAUGGCUUUUUAUUUAUACAUCGUUUUUUACUCCUUCCUAUCACUUGAAUACUUGUAUGACAAUCCUUUUUUUAAAUAGCAUUUUCUCAGGUUUCUCAAUCAUAAGUUUCAUCAUGCUUUCAGUAUGUUGCAUAAGAAUGUGAUUUUUGUAAUGCUGAUUAUGAAAAUGUGCUGGAAUGAUUGUAUCUUAUUUAUACAAAAAAAAAAGAACUACACUCUAUAAAAAAAUCUAACUGACUAGAAAGUUUCAGCAUUAUAUAUUGGAUGAAAUUUGAAUUUUGAUUUGUUCAUUACUUUUCCUACAUGAUAUUUCAAUGGAUACUAAUGGAUCAUCAAAAUCGUGGUAUUCAGACAGAGUUCAAUAAAAAUAAAAAUUUAAUAAAAUUAGGUUAUGGUUUGGGUACUUUAGAUAAUUUUUGUGUGUGUGUGGUGAUAUCUGAAUUUUUUUUUUCCAAGUUUCAAAAAUGAUCACUGUAUUUAAAUGCAAAAAAGCCAAAACACUAGUGUAUCAGCAGCUAUGUAUGCAGGUAAAGAUCAUUCCAACAGGCUGAAACUCAAUAUGUUUGUGUGCAGGUUGAUGUGGGAAAUGUGUGUUUUGAAUAUCCAGAAUGUACUCCUAACAGUCUUUUUAAAUAAAGAGAUUUUAAUGAUA